AUGACGAGGAUGACUGCUCUCCGAAACCCGAAAAGAACAACCACUGUAUCGAGAAGGGAAAUGGAGGAAAUCAUCUACGACUUCUACCCUGAUCUUUUCGACAGCCAUGUCCACUACCCACCAUCUGAGGGAAGACGGACAUGUCAUUCCAGAGGUUCUCCUUUCCAAAAUACGACAUGUUAUCAUGUCGGUAAGAAAUUGUACGGCACCCGGCCCCGACAGAAUAAUACCAGAACACCUGAAGAGCCUUCCGCCAGUACUCAUCAACACCCUGGCGAGGCCCUUUACGCGUUAUCUGUCGGAAUGCAAGGUUCCUAA
Molecule: messenger RNA, 318 nt
Organism: Necator americanus (New World hookworm)
Lineage: Eukaryota; Metazoa; Nematoda; Chromadorea; Rhabditida; Ancylostomatidae
Exons: 1
Coding region: 1-318 (105 amino acids)
Source: RefSeq, a predicted model, not a curated record